GGUCAUUCGCCAUCUCCUGAUGGGAUGGUGAUAUAAAAGAGCUUCGGCGAUGUGCAUCAGCAUCAGUUCGUUAUCAACCAUUGACAACCCCAGUACUGAGAUACAAUAAUAAGUUGAUCAAGAUGUUUGUUAAGGUGUUUGUCUUGAUGGGUUUGUUUGCCGUGGGUCAUUGUGGAGUGUUUGAGUUGACUCCUCCUGCACCUGCAGGAUACGCUGCUCUUGGUUUCCCAACCUUUCAAUUUGGACAGAAUGUUGCUCCAGGACAAGUUACGGGAGCUUAUUUGACUUUGCCACAACAACAACAACAACAACAGAAACCUAUCCAAGGAGGACAACAACAGCAAUCUCAACAACAGCAACCUCAACAACCUUCAAGUCCUCAAAAUCAAUUAGGACCUCAAUUGCCUACUCAACAACCUCAACAACCUCAACAACAACCUCAACAACCUAAUGUCCCCCAGGUCCACCCACAACAACCCCCUACACCUUUACCUCAACGCCCUCCUCAACAACCCACUUAUCCAGUUUCUGUUCCAGUUCCCGUGAUCCAAACCCCACAAUACUUUGAACAACCUUCCUACCGUCCCAUCUAUCGCCCAGUCUAUCAACCUGCUCCCGUUUAUUCUCCGGUACCCAUCGCACAACCAAUUGCUGUUCCACAACCCAUUCCUGUAGCUACACCUGUAGCAACACCAGUAGCAGUUGCUCCAGUUCCGGUCUACGCUAACGCACACCCCCACUACCAAUUCCACUACGGCGUCAGCGAUCCACUCACCGGUGACAACAAGUCCCAAGAAGAAUCUCGUGAUGGUGAUGUAGUCAAAGGCCAAUACACUCUUCUCCAACCUGAUGGCAUCACCCGCAUUGUGUACUACACCGCUGAUAAUACUGGUUUCCACGCGCAGGUUACCUAUUCCGGACCAGGUGUUCAUCCACAACCUCAGAAACCCGUUGCUGUAGCUGUUGCUCCUGUUACUGUAGUGAAACCCAUUCAACCAGUGCCUGCUUUUACUCCCGGAUAUCCACCGAAGGUUAUUGGACCGAUUUAUCAUUAAAUUGGACCAUUCCGCCAUUUUUAUCAUGUGUCAUAUUUAAACAUUUAACGCCAGCAGUAUUUCUAAUUUUAAUCAGUGUAUAAUGAUAAUAUUGUAAUAAUGUAAUGAUUUAGAUUCAUCAAAUAAUAAAGCCAUAAUGUUUAAAA
Dalotia coriaria is the source of this 1201-nucleotide messenger RNA. Its product is annotated as cell division protein ZipA-like. The transcript has 2 exons. Gene Ontology annotation, cellular component: extracellular matrix. The record is from RefSeq and is a predicted model, not a curated record. Bases 123 to 1055 code for a protein of 310 amino acids. Lineage: Eukaryota; Metazoa; Arthropoda; Insecta; Coleoptera; Staphylinidae.